Messenger RNA from Cucumis melo (muskmelon), 1918 nucleotides. Its product is annotated as floricaula/leafy homolog. Lineage: Eukaryota; Viridiplantae; Streptophyta; Magnoliopsida; Cucurbitales; Cucurbitaceae. The transcript has 3 exons. Bases 656 to 1813 code for a protein of 385 amino acids. Gene Ontology annotation, molecular function: DNA binding. The record is from RefSeq and is a predicted model, not a curated record. Gene Ontology annotation, biological process: regulation of DNA-templated transcription.
GGCAAAAUCACUGACUUCGCUGAACCCUCUGCCUCUGUACUUUCUCCUCUUUGCAAAAUUGUAUUUUUCUUUUUAUUGCUUGAAAUUCCAAACCCAUUCAAGCAAAUGACCAAGAUGACCCUUCCGCACUAAGCAGAUGAAGAUGGGUCCGGGUGGAGUUAAGAACUAUAUGUAUAAUUAGUGAUUAAAUAAGUACUGGUGGUCUCUCAAUUGGAUUCAAAACAUGCAUUAACUAAGCAAGCUCGUGAUAGGGAUAGGGUUAAGUUGGUACUUGAAGAGAGUCACCACCCUGCAGGCUUUACUGCCCAUAUUUUGUAUUGACAUCCGCUGAGCCAGCACCACCUAGUUAGUUACGCAAACGCUGUUGAAGAAAGUUGCCAAGUUUCUGUGGACAAGACUAUGAGGCUGAGGUGAGGGCAUUUCCCGUAAUUUGGUGAAGGGUUGCCUUUAUAGGGUGCAACAGAUCUCUUCCCAACCACCCCUUGCUCUUGUUUUCUUUCUCUCUGUGGCCUCUUGUCUCCUGAGAUUUGCGACCGCAGACCGAAGCAAAGGAAGGUCGGAAAAAGAGCGACAGGUUGCGUUGUUUCUAGUUGCGUACCCUACGCAUACACAAACACAAACACAUAGCACCAGCACUACAUAUCCAAUUCCUCAAAUGGAUCCAGAAACCCUCUCCGCCACUUUGUUCAAAUGGGAGCCUCGAGAAAUGGUGGCAGGCGGCAGCGGCGCACCCCUCCCAGCACCACUGCCCCCCUACUCGCUGCGGCCGAGAGAGUUGGGAUUGGGAGGCCUGGAGGAUUUGUUUCAGGCUUACGGAAUAAGGUACUACACCGCCUCUAAAAUUGCAGAACUCGGAUUCACCGUCAGCACCCUCGUGGACAUGAAAGACGAAGAGUUGGAGGACAUGAUGAACAGCCUCUCUCACAUUUUCCGCUGGGACCUUCUGGUGGGUGAAAGGUACGGAAUUAAGGCUGCUGUACGAGCCGAACGCAGACGUCUAGAUGACGAGAUCGAAUCCUCCAGACGCCGUCACCUCUUGUCCAAUGACACCACUACUAACGUCGUUCUCGAUGCCCUCUCUCAGGAAGGGCUAUCGGAAGAGCCGGUGCAGCAGGAGAAAGAGGCGGUGGGGAGCGGAGGAGGAGGAGCGUGGGAGGCAGUUGCAGCCGCUGAGAUGAGGAAGAAGCAGCGGAGGAGAAAUGGAUCAAAAAAGAAGCAGGUGAUAGCUUUGGAGGAGGAUAACGAUGAAAACGAAGGAGCUGGGGACGAGGAGGAGAAUAUGGAAGUCAGCGAGAGACAGCGGGAGCAUCCAUUCAUCGUAACCGAGCCAGGGGAGGUUGCACGAGGAAAGAAAAACGGCCUCGACUAUCUUUUUCACCUCUAUGAACAGUGUCGUGAAUUUUUGAUCCAAGUCCAGAACAUUGCCAAGGAAAGAGGAGAAAAAUGCCCCACUAAGGUGACGAACCAGGUGUUUAGAUAUGCAAAGAAGGCGGGUGCAAGUUACAUAAACAAGCCAAAAAUGAGACACUACGUGCAUUGUUAUGCGCUACAUUGUCUGGACGAGGAGGCGUCAAACGCAUUGAGGAGUGUUUUCAAAGAGAGGGGCGAAAAUGUGGGAGCUUGGCGACAGGCAUGCUAUAAGCCUCUGGUGACCAUAGCAGGUACCCAAGGUUGGGACAUCGAUGCCAUUUUCAAUGCACAUCCACGCCUUGCCAUCUGGUAUGUGCCUACCAAACUCCGCCAACUCUGCCACGCAGAGCGCAAUGGUUCCACAGCCUCGACCUCCACUGCCUCCGCUCACUUGCCCUUUUAAUUUCAUUCUCUUGUAAAAAAUCGAGAGAUGAUAGCUUGCCACUGUGAAGGAAACUAGGCCCUUGUUCGAAUAUGGAAUGCAAUGCUACCUUCUCUUUUCAGAUCA